GCUGCUUGUCAGUUUGACAGGCUUCAAUUCGGAUUAGUGAUCCCUUUCCUGUCAUCAUCGGUCGUUUUCUGCCGUCCCAAUUCCGUCUCUCUCACCUUCCCGAAGAAAAGAACACCUCUCGUCUUGCACGGUGGUGUCCAUCUGGUGAAUCGUGCAUCCUCUCAUCCUCGCCCUCAAAGCUGUUUGACGCCUCACAGCAUUAAAAUCAUACAAACUUUAUUUACUCCUCUACCUCUCUCCAUUGCGCUCGAAUCUCCGCCCUCCUCUAUCCGUCUAAUCCUUACACAUAAUCACGAGAACCCCACGAGCGACUUCUACACCACAUCUUCAUCAUGAGGCCCGAAGUUGAGCAGGAGCUCGCCCACACGCUCCUUGUUGAGCUUCUUGCAUAUCAGUUUGCUUCCCCUGUGAGAUGGAUCGAGACCCAGGAUGUUAUCCUCGCCGAGAAGAGAACAGAGCGUAUUGUCGAGAUUGGCCCGGCCGAUACUCUCGGGGGAAUGGCAAGGCGCACAAUCGCCUCGAAAUACGAAGCCUAUGACGCCGCAACAUCCGUCCAGCGACAGAUUCUCUGCUACAACAAGGACGCGAAGGAGAUCUAUUACGAUGUUGACCCUGUGGAGGAAGAACCGGAGGCCCCCGUCGCUGACUCCACACCGGCUCCGGCAGCUGUUGCUGCCAUUCCUGCACAGGCUGCUGCCUCUGCACCAUCACCCCCACCACCAAGUGCCGGGCCUGCUGCGGCAGUCGCUGAUGCUCCAGUCUCGGCCCUUGACAUAGUGAGAGCUUUGGUGGCACAAAAGUUGAAGAAAGCUCUCCUCGACAUUCCACCUACCAAGGCCAUCAAGGAUUUGGUUGGAGGUAAAUCUACUCUUCAGAACGAGAUCCUUGGUGACCUAGGCAAAGAAUUUGGCUCGACGCCAGAGAGACCAGAAGAUACCCCAAUAGAUGAGCUCUCUUCUGCACUCCAGGCCACAUUCAAUGGUCAGCUUGGCAAGCAAUCCACCUCACUCGUGGCCAGAUUGGUGUCUUCAAAGAUGCCUGGUGGAUUCAAUAUCACUGCCGUCCGGAAAUAUCUCGAGACCAGAUGGGGACUGGGACAAGGCCGCCAGGAUGGCGUCUUGCUGCUUGCACUAACCAUGGAGCCUGCUUUGCGUCUCGGCUCAGAAAAAGACGCGAAAGCAUAUCUCGAUGACGUCGCCAACAAAUACGCCUCGAUCCAGGGCAUCAGCCUUUCCACUGCCAGCGCCGGUAACGAUUCCGCCGCUGGAGCCGGUGGAAUGAUGAUGGAUCCCGCCGCUAUCGAUGCGUUGACCAAAGAUCAGAGAGCGCUCUUCAAGCAGCAACUCGAAAUUAUAGCGCGCUAUUUGAAGAUGGAUCUACGGGCGGGUGACAAGGCGCAUCUUGCUUCACAACAGUAUCAAUCUACCCUUCACGCUCAGUUGGAUCUGUGGCAAGCUGAGCAUGGCGAUAUUUAUGCCUCCGGCAUCCAACCAUCUUUCGACCCCUUGAAGGCACGUGUUUAUGAUUCAUCCUGGAACUGGGCACGGCAAGACGCUCUUAACAUGUAUUUUGACAUCAUCUUCGGCCGCCUGAAGGUUGUGGAUCGAGAAAUCGUCAGCCAAUGUAUCCGCAUCAUGAAUCGUUCCAACCCCCUCCUUCUCGAUUUCAUGCAGUAUCACAUUGAUCACUGCCCGACGGAACGCGGCGAGACGUACAAAUUGGCAAAAGAACUCGGGCAGCAGCUCAUUGAGAACUGCAAAGAAGUCCUGAAUGCGGACCCGGUUUACAAGGAUGUUGCGAUCCCAACCGGCCCACAGACUAUUAUUGACUCCCGCGGUAACAUCAAUUAUGAAGAAGUCCCUCGUCCAAGCGUCCGGAAACUUGAACAUUAUGUAGCGCAGAUGGCUGAAGGUGGUCCGAUCACCGAAUAUAGCAAUCGCACAAAGGUCCAGAAUGACCUGCGGAAUGUGUACAAACUCAUCCGCAAGCAGCACAAAUUAUCCAAGUCAUCUCAGCUUCAAUUCAAUGCUUUAUACCGGGAGGUUCUUCGUGCCUUGGCCAUGAAUGAAAAUCAGAUCAUCCCUCCGGAGAAUGGGCACUCAAAGAAAGGCAACCGCAGUGGCUCGCGCUCGCCAGUUAAUGGAGGGCCCACGAAACCGGGCAAGAUUGAGACGAUUCCUUUCCUGCAUUUGAGGAGGAAGAAGGCUCACGGUUGGGAAUAUAGUAAGAAGCUAACCGGCGUUUACCUUGAUGGAUUGGAGUCUGCUGCUCGUUCUGGCCUUACUUUUAGUGGGAAAAAUGCACUGAUUACCGGUGCUGGUGCUGGUUCCAUCGGUGCAGCACUGCUUCAAGGUUUAAUCAGUGGCGGAGCUAAGGUUGUCGUCACAACCAGUCGCUUCAGCCGUGAGGUCACAGAAUAUUACCAGGCAAUGUACACCCGCUACGGCGCUCGAGGUUCUCAAUUGGUGGUCGUUCCUUUCAACCAGGGCAGUAAGCAAGACGUUGAGGCUCUAGUGGACUAUGUCUACGACACAAAGAAUGGUUUGGGCUGGGACCUUGAUAUCAUCGUGCCGUUUGCCGCCAUUUCGGAGAAUGGACGCGAAAUCGAUAGCAUCGAUUCCAAGUCAGAAUUGGCGCACCGUCUCAUGUUGACGAAUAUUUACCGCUUGAUCGGUUCCGUCAAGACGCAGAAACAAGAACGAGGAUUCUCCACACGUCCCGCACAGGUUAUUUUACCCCUUUCGCCUAACCAUGGAAUUUUUGGAAACGACGGUCUCUACUCUGAGUCCAAGUUGGGCUUGGAAACCCUGUUCAAUCGCUGGUACUCUGAGAAUUGGGCUGAUUAUCUCACCAUUUGUGGUGCUGUGAUCGGAUGGACACGUUCCACCGGUAUCAUGAACGCGAACGACACGAUCGCUGAAGGCGUUGAGAAGCUUGGUGUUCGAACAUUCUCGCAGCAAGAAAUGGCCUUCAAUUUAUUGGGAUUGAUGGCACCUGCUAUCGUCGAUCUCUGCCAGAGCAACCCCGUGUUUGCAGAUUUGAACGGUGGUUUCCAAUGCAUUCCCGACCUGAACGCCCUUAUGGGCAAACUCCGAAGCGAGAUGAUUGAGACAAGCGCCGUCCGGCAGGCAGUUAUCAAAGAGACCGCCUUGGAGAACAAGGUCGUCAACGGCGAGGACAGCGAAGCUCUUUACAAGAAGGUUGUGACCGAACCCAGAGCUAAUAUCAAGUUUGAAUUCCCAGCUCUGCCAGAAUGGAAGGAUUUGGAGCCAAUCAACCAGGACCUCAAGGGCAUGGUCAACUUGGACAAAGUUGUCGUCGUGACCGGUUUCGCUGAAAUCGGUCCAUGGGGUAACUCCAGAACGCGUUGGGAGAUGGAGGCCUAUGGCAGGUUCUCUUUGGAAGGAUGUGUCGAAAUGGCUUGGAUUAUGGGCCUUAUCAAGAAUCAUAACGGACCUAUCAAGGGACAGCCAUACUCCGGAUGGGUUGACGCGAAGACCGGUGAGCCGGUGAGUGACAAGGACGUCAAGGCUAAGUAUGAAAAAUACAUCCUUGAACACUCCGGUAUCCGCCUCAUCGAACCUGAACUCUUCGAAGGCUACGAUCCGAAUAAGAAGCAACUUCUUGAGGAAGUCGUUCUCCAGGAGGAUCUAGAAACCUUUGAGGCUUCCAAGGAGACCGCUGAAGAAUUCAAGCGCGAGCACGGCGACAAGGUCGAAAUUUUUGAGAUCCAGGAGUCCGGCGAAUAUACGGUCCGCUUGCUCAAGGGCGCGACCCUCCUCAUCCCCAAGGCCUUGAAAUUCGACCGUCUUGUUGCAGGUCAGAUCCCAACUGGAUGGAAUCCCAAGAAUUACGGCAUUCCCGAUGAUAUUAUCAGCCAGGUCGACCCCGUUACCCUGUACGUUCUGGUGUGCACAGUCGAGACCCUCCUCGCCUCCGGAAUUACGGAUCCCUAUGAAUUCUACAAAUAUGUCCAUGUUUCUGAACUUGGUAACUGCAUUGGCUCCGGCAUUGGUGGUUCCCGGGCUCUCAGGGGCAUGUACAAGGAUCGCUACCUGGAUAAGGCUCUUCAGAAGGACAUUCUCCAAGAGUCUUUCAUCAAUACUAUGAGCGCAUGGGUAAACAUGUUGCUUCUCUCCUCCAGCGGUCCAAUCAAGACUCCAGUCGGUGCUUGUGCAACUGCUGUCGAGUCCAUUGACAUUGGUUACGAGACCAUUGUUGAAGGCAAGGCUCGAGUCUGCUUCGUCGGUGGGUUCGACGACUUCCAGGAAGAAGGGUCGUACGAAUUCGCCAACAUGAAAGCCACAAGCAACGCUGAAUCUGAAUUUGCUCUUGGAAGAACUCCCCAAGAGAUGUCUCGCCCCACCACCACAACUCGUGCCGGUUUCAUGGAAUCCCAGGGAUGUGGCAUGCAGCUAAUCAUGAGUGCACAGCUUGCUCUGGAUAUGGGUGUCCCUAUCUACGGCAUCCUUGCCCUGACCACCACGGCUACUGACAAGAUUGGUCGAUCUGUGCCUGCUCCAGGCCAGGGUGUUUUGACCACCGCUCGAGAGAACCCCGGCAAGUUCCCGUCACCACUUCUGGAUAUCAAGUACCGUCGACGACAACUCGAACUUCGACGUACGCAAAUCAAGCAGUGGCAAGAGUCGGAACUCCUCUAUCUCCAGGAGGAAGUCGACGCGAUGAAGGCACAGGCUACUGAGCCGUUCAACGAGAAGGAGUAUCUGCAAGAGCGUGUGGAGCAUAUCCAGCGCGAGGCGAUUCGACAAGAGAAGGAUGCUCAAUUUGCCCUUGGCAACAAUUUCUGGAAGCAAGAUUCUCGGAUCGCUCCACUUCGUGGAGCUCUUGCAACUUGGGGCCUUACGAUUGACGAUUUGGAUGUCGCUUCGUUCCAUGGAACAUCUACCGUCGCCAACGAUAAGAAUGAGUGCGACGUCUUGUGCAAGCAGAUGCAGCACCUCGGUAGAAAGAAGGGCAACGCUCUUCUUGGUAUCUUCCAGAAGUACCUGACUGGUCAUCCAAAGGGUGCUGCUGGUGGCUUUAUGUUCAACGGCUGCUUACAGGUUUUGAAUUCCGGUCUUGUUCCCGGUAACCGAAACGCGGACAAUAUCGACAAGAUUAUGGAGAAGUUCGACUACGUCGUGUACCCCAGUCGAAGCAUUCAAACCGAUGGCAUCAAGGCAUUCUCCGUAACGUCGUUUGGCUUCGGCCAAAAGGGUGCUCAGGCCAUUGGUAUCCACCCCAAGUACCUUUUCGCCGCCCUAGACCAGGCUCAAUACGCUGCGUACAAAGUGAAGGUUGAGGCCCGACAGAAGAAGGCGUAUAGAUACUUCCACAACGGCUUGAUCAACAACAGCCUGUUUGUUGCCAAGGACAAAUCGCCAUACGAUGAUACUCUCGAGUCGAAGGUUCUUCUGAAUCCGGAUGCUCGUGUGGCUUUGAACGAGAAAACGUCGCAGUUGACUUACCCAACCAAGGCUCCUGUACACAAGACAGAUCAGAACACCAAGGACAUGGUCGAGUAUUUGGCCAAGGCUACAGUGACAGCCAACACACGCGUUGGCGUUGAUGUCGAAAGCAUCGAAGCGAUUAACCUCGAGAACGACACGUUCAUUCAGCGCAACUUCACUGAAGCCGAGCAGAAGUACUGCCGUCAAGCCGCUUCACCCCAAGCGUCCUUCGCGGGGCGGUGGAGUGCAAAGGAGGCGGUGUUCAAGUCCCUUGGCGUAUGUGGAAAAGGUGCUGGAGCAGCAUUGAAGGAUAUUGAAAUCAUCAACGAUACCAACGGAACCCCUGUUGUCACGCUCCACGGUGAUGCCGCGGCGGCCGCUAAGCAGGCUGGAGUGGUAGGCGUUACUGUCAGCAUUAGCCACAGUGAUUCUCAGGCUGUAGCUGUCGCACAGGCUACUGUCAACUAA
This is a messenger RNA of Coccidioides immitis RS, 5918 nucleotides long. RefSeq names its product fatty acid synthase subunit alpha. Gene Ontology annotation, cellular component: fatty acid synthase complex. Gene Ontology annotation, biological process: long-chain fatty acid biosynthetic process. The record is from RefSeq and is a predicted model, not a curated record. Lineage: Eukaryota; Fungi; Ascomycota; Eurotiomycetes; Onygenales; Onygenaceae. Gene Ontology annotation, molecular function: 3-oxoacyl-[acyl-carrier-protein] reductase (NADPH) activity; holo-[acyl-carrier-protein] synthase activity; 3-oxoacyl-[acyl-carrier-protein] synthase activity. The transcript is spliced from 3 exons. The coding region runs from base 333 to 5918 and encodes 1861 amino acids.